This is a messenger RNA of Trichomonas vaginalis G3, 634 nucleotides long. RefSeq names its product organellar and viral DNA polymerase type B. The annotation marks the transcript as partial. The transcript has a single exon. The record is from RefSeq and is a predicted model, not a curated record. NCBI's taxonomy places the organism in Eukaryota, Parabasalia, Trichomonadida, Trichomonadidae.
AUGAUUUCAACAAUCGGCACAACAACAAUUCAAACAACAACAGCACCAAACUCGUUAGUCAUGAAUCCAACAUCUAUGUUAGUAGAAAUGAAAAGCUUCAUUCCUUCUUCAUAUACUUUUGAAACAGAAAUCCAGAAGAUAAAGCAAGAACUUUUAACAAGUAAUUUAGACUGUAGUGCGAAAGAUGAAACAAAUGAAGAAUAUCUUUAUGAAAUGCAGGACAUUAUUGAACAUUUACCCAAAUUGCCUGAAAUCCAACAGCAAAAACUAACUAUUCCUGAAUUCGACGAAAUAGAAGUGAAACCAACUGAUUCAGUAGAAAUAAAGAAGUUCAUACGUAAAGUAAAUUAUGAAUUCCUUGGUUUUCAUUGCAACCAUAAAGUUAUGGACAAAGAUUGCGACAUGGUUUAUAAAAACAUUUCUGACAUAUAUAAAUCUGAGGAGUUUAAGACUUACGAUAACUUUGUUUCAUUAGUUGCAAAAUGUGUUUGGGAAAUAAGAGAUAAAGAUAGAAGAGGCAAAGUAUGGAACGAACAAAUAAGACCCACUAUGUUUGAGAUGAAGAGAGCAAUUGACGCCUUAGUUGUUUUAGCUGGUUUUAUUUCAAUGUAUAACGCAAAAAUGAACCCGCAAU